Messenger RNA from Fonsecaea nubica, 708 nucleotides. Its product is annotated as cell division control protein 42. Lineage: Eukaryota; Fungi; Ascomycota; Eurotiomycetes; Chaetothyriales; Herpotrichiellaceae. The record is from RefSeq and is a predicted model, not a curated record. The transcript has 3 exons. Gene Ontology annotation, molecular function: GTPase activity; GTP binding. The coding region runs from base 1 to 708 and encodes 235 amino acids. Gene Ontology annotation, biological process: small GTPase-mediated signal transduction.
AUGUUAUCUCGUCUCAAGAAGAUUGUGCUUGCGACACAGAGACUAAGAGUGCGCCCUCUCAGACCCUUGAAUCCAAGCCGCAUACGUCGACUGGAGGACGACAUCUUUGAAAUAGACGAGAACGGAAUGGUUGUUGCCACGAUUAAGUGUGUGGUUGUCGGCGACGGUGCAGUUGGCAAGACAUGCUUGUUGAUCUCAUACACCACAAACAAAUUCCCCUCGGAAUAUGUCCCUACAGUCUUCGACAACUAUGCCGUGACGGUGAUGAUCGGCGAUGAGCCAUACACGUUGGGACUUUUCGAUACGGCCGGACAAGAGGAUUACGACCGUCUUCGACCAUUGUCAUAUCCCCAGACCGACGUCUUCCUUGUUUGUUUUUCUGUCACGUCACCAGCGUCAUUUGAAAACGUGAGAGAAAAAUGGUUCCCGGAGGUUCACCAUCACUGUCCUGGAGUUCCUUGUCUCAUUGUUGGCACCCAAACCGAUCUCCGGGAUGAUCCAUCUGUCCGAGAAAAGCUUGCAAAACAAAAAAUGCAGCCUGUCCGCAAGGAAGACGGAGAAAGAAUGGCCAAGGAGCUCGGAGCUGUCAAAUAUGUCGAAUGCAGCGCCCUGACUCAGUAUAAGCUUAAGGACGUAUUUGACGAGGCGAUCGUGGCAGCGCUAGAACCCCCACCGAAAAAGAGCAGCAAGAAGUGCACGAUUUUGUGA